Kluyveromyces lactis is the source of this 2028-nucleotide messenger RNA. RefSeq names its product long-chain fatty acid transporter FAT1 (gene FAT1). The record is from RefSeq and is a predicted model, not a curated record. The transcript has a single exon. The coding region runs from base 1 to 2028 and encodes 675 amino acids. Gene Ontology annotation, molecular function: long-chain fatty acid transmembrane transporter activity; long-chain fatty acid-CoA ligase activity. Lineage: Eukaryota; Fungi; Ascomycota; Saccharomycetes; Saccharomycetales; Saccharomycetaceae.
AUGUCAGAUCACAACAAUUUCGCCAGUACUCAGCUGCUUUUCUUAAUAUUCCGAACAAUAGUACGGUUUAUUUUAAUCCCAUGCAAACUGGUUACGUCUCUACUACGGAAGCUGUUCCCAGCAGGGAUAAUGAAUCGUUUGGAUCCAAACUACCGAUGGAGAGAUGAUUAUCACAUUGUCACAUAUUUUAUUACGAGCGUUUUCAAGUAUGUUUGGUCAGUGUACAGCAAUAGAUUCCAAUAUUGGUACGUAUUUGAAGCUCAGGUAAGGAAGGCUCCUCAAGGUUUGGCAAUUAGCUACCCCAAGCCUCUAUCUGUAAAAGGCGAUUUCGAGUUGCAACAAUUUACUUACCUGGAAACUUACAAUAUCGUUUUAAGGUUGUCGCAUUAUUUAUUUAAUGUACAUCAGGUGAAACCUGGAGAUUUUGUGGCAUUGAAUUUUACAAACAAACCACUGUUUAUAUUCCUAUGGUUUGCGUUAUGGAACCUUGGUGCCACUCCUGCAUUCUUAAAUUAUAAUAUUUUAGGUCAACCUUUAAUUCAUUGCAUUCAAACCUCGAAUAUUAGCCAAGUGUUCAUUGAUCCACAAGCUCGAGAACCUAUGAAAAAAACAGAAGAAGACUUGAGAAAAGUAUUGCCCCAUACCCAGUUGCAUUACAUCAAUGAAGACGAGCUAUUCAACAAUGUUUUACUCAAUGAAAAGUACCCUACUCUAAGAGUGGACGACGGUAUUCGGUCCUCUCAAUCGGCAAAAGAUUUUGAAGCUGCAAUGCUAAUAUACACUUCAGGUACCACUGGCCUUCCUAAACCAGCAAUUAUGUCUUGGAGAAAAUCAACAAUCGGUUGUUCAUUGUUUGGUAGGAUAAUGCGUGUCACUCAAGGCAAGACGGUCUUUACAGCAAUGCCAUUGUAUCAUUCAACUGCAGCAUUGUUAGGAGUCUGUGCAAUCUUUGCCCAUGGUGGUUGUGUUGCCAUUUCAAACAAGUUCUCGACAUCUACAUUCUGGAAACAAGUUUGUAUGACCGAGUCCACUCAUAUCCAGUAUGUCGGGGAGGUUUGCCGUUACUUAUUGAAUUCUCCGGUGAGUUCCUACGAGAAACAGCACCGCGUAGAGAUUGCAUACGGGAAUGGUUUGAAAACGGAUAUUUGGAAAGAGUUUAAAGAAAGGUUCAAUAUUAAGAUAAUUGGAGAAUUUUAUGCCUCAACUGAAUCUCCAUUUGCGACCACUUCUCUACAACGUGGUGAUUUUGGUAUCGGUGCCUGUAGAAAUUAUGGUCCUUUCGUCAGUAUGGUCUUGUCAAUUCAGCAGUGUUUGGUGAAAGUUAACCCCGAUGAUGAAACCAUUAUUUAUAGAAAUGAUAGAGGAUUUGCUGAAACACCGGAAGUUGGUCAACCAGGAGAGUUGUUAAUGAGGAUUUUUGUUCCAAAAAAGCCUGAAACUUCUUUUCAAGGUUAUAUGGGGAACAAAAAAGACACUGAAUCAAAGGUCAUUAGAGAUGUUUUCCGCAAAGGGGACGCUUGGUACAGGUCUGGUGAUUUGUUAAAGGCUGAUGCCAAUGGAUUAUGGUAUUUCAUGGAUAGAUUGGGCGAUACCUUCAGGUGGAAAUCUGAGAACGUUUCCGCUACCGAAGUUGAAAAUCAAAUAAUGUCCUUCACAAAAACUAUCAUAUUGGAAGCUGUUGUUGUCGGUGUGAAGCUUCCGAGCAACGAAGGAAGAGCUGGCUUUGCAAUUUUGAGAUUACAAGACCCAAAUAUUUCUAUUGAAGGCAAACUCGAUUUGCUCAACAAUCUAUUGCCGCAUUUGAAAGACAACCUACCCAAAUACGCCUUACCAAUAUUCGUAGAAUUUGCAGAUAAAAUCGAACUAACGCAUACUCACAAGGUAGCAAAAAACCUUUAUAGAAAUAAGGUUCUUCCACAUGGAGAGGAUGGCUCCGAAACUUUAUUCUGGUUAUGCAAUUAUGGGAACUAUCAAGUACUCUCCGAUGAGGAUUGGAAGGAAAUUUCGAAUGGCACAAAUAAGAUAUAG